Molecule: messenger RNA, 958 nt
Organism: Bufo gargarizans (Asiatic toad)
Lineage: Eukaryota; Metazoa; Chordata; Amphibia; Anura; Bufonidae
Gene: TCF21
Product: transcription factor 21
Exons: 2
Coding region: 103-642 (179 amino acids)
Biological process (GO): regulation of transcription by RNA polymerase II; developmental process
Molecular function (GO): DNA-binding transcription factor activity, RNA polymerase II-specific; RNA polymerase II transcription regulatory region sequence-specific DNA binding; protein dimerization activity
Source: RefSeq, a predicted model, not a curated record
ACAAACACUGGAACAGGCGUGUCCCCUGCUAAUCAAACACAUCCCCUUCUUAUUAUCCUGCAUCCAUUCACACCUGGACCAUAGGAGGAAGAAGGGACAGCAAUGUCUACUGGCUCUCUGAGUGAUGUGGAGGACUUCCAAGAGAUGGAAAUGUUGGGCUGCGAUGCCUUGAAACUGGAUUCUAGCAAGGACUUUGGGAUCUCAAAUGACAGCAAUGAGGAAAGCUCCACUUGUGACAAUGGUUCUCCUAAGAAAGGCAGAGGAACUACUGGCAAGAGGAGGAAAACCCCACGCAAGAAGAGUUCUCUGACUGGGGUCAAUCAUGAGGGAAAGCAGGUCCAGAGGAAUGCGGCUAAUGCCAGGGAAAGGGCCAGGAUGAGAGUGCUCAGUAAAGCCUUUUCCAGGUUGAAGACCACCUUACCCUGGGUGCCUCCAGACACUAAACUUUCCAAGCUAGAUACCCUAAGGCUGGCAUCAAGCUACAUAGCUCAUCUGAGGCAGGUCUUAGCCAAUGACAAGUAUGAGAAUGGUUACAUCCAUCCUGUGAACCUGACGUGGCCCUUCAUGGUAGCUGGGAAGCCUGACAGUGACCUCAAGGAGGUGGUGGGGACAAGUCGCCUGUGUGGCCCCACGGCAUCAUGACCCUGCUGAGGGGCCCUGUGGACGGAUGGACACGCUGCACAACAUCUCAUUUAAAGCAACCAAGAGGAGACCAAAUGUACAUAGUCCUAAAGACCCCAUUUCUAUUUAACGUCAUGGCCUUGUCCAUGUUAUGUAGUCCUGAGCCUGGCUGGUCCCAGAGCUGGAGGAACGUCUUGUGUCAUUUUGUACAAUAUGUUUAUAUACGGAGGUCCUGCCUUCAGAUAUACAGAUUUAUUAUACAAAUUUAUAUAUUUUUUUUUUGUUUCUUCAAAAAGAUUAGAUAUUUCUGCGAAUAAAUUCUGCUUUAUACAAGUAA